AUGGCAGACGACAUUGUUGACUACUAUGAGUUGCUGGAGAUCGACCCAACCGCGACGUUCCAGGAAGUCCGAGAGGCAUAUAAAAAAGCUGCACUUAAAUACCACCCGGACCGCGUGCCCGUCGAUUCCCCCGAACGCGCUGAGCGAACCAAGAAGUUCCAACAAGUAAAUGACGCCUACUACACCCUGUCUGACAAGAACAGGCGCAGCGCAUACACCACCGCGCACAACACCAAAUACUUCAAAGGAGCAUACGCCACACCACCACAGUCAGAUGAAUACUCCGCAGAGCAAUUUGGCUCUGUGUUCGAAGAGAUGCUCCGGGAACACGGUAUGAUGGGCGGUGGCCGUCGUCGUGGGGGUGCGCGCCCGGAUACAGGUGCAGGCACACAGGCUCAAGACGAGAACUUUGGCCUAAGUGGUGCAGGUGGGGGGUGGUUCUGGUCUAUCAUCGGCGCUAUCGGCGGUGCGAUGCUGGGAUUCAUCAUCGCUAACUUUACGGGUCUGGUUGCGGGGACGGUUGCGGGUAACAGGCUGGGUGCUAUUAGAGAUAGACAGGGCAAGAGUGUCUAUGCUGUGUAUCAGGACAUGCCUCAGUCGGACCGAGCCAGGCUAUUGAGUCAGCUGGCCGCUAGGGUGCUGCAGUCUGCUGUGUCCUAG
Messenger RNA from Arthroderma uncinatum, 660 nucleotides. RefSeq lists its product as uncharacterized. NCBI's taxonomy places the organism in Eukaryota, Fungi, Ascomycota, Eurotiomycetes, Onygenales, Arthrodermataceae. The transcript has 4 exons. The record is from RefSeq and is a predicted model, not a curated record. Bases 1 to 660 code for a protein of 219 amino acids.